GUGGGCAGCAGUUAGCAAAAGCCGAGCACGUCAGAGCGGCAACUUGUGGUUUAUCAGAUCAUACCAUCCUUGUGCUCAGUUACUAAUACUCACCCGCGUUUUCUCUUCUCCGUACAUUCGCACACAAGAUACCCACCAUGGCCACCGUACGCGAAGUCCCCCACGAGUCCGCCUUCGAGUCCACCAUCCAGAGCCUUCCCCCGUCCACACUCACAGUUGUCUACUUCCAUGCGCCAUGGGCCAAGCCAUGCGAGCAGAUGUCGGUCAUUUUGAAGACACUCGCCAGCACAUACCCCGCCGACGCCCCUAUUGCUUUCCUCUCGCUGAACGCUGAAGAGCUGCCCGAUGUCUCUGAGCAGUACGACGUGACCGCCGUGCCCUACAUCGUCGUCCAGAAGGACGGCAAGACCCUCGAAACAGUCAGUGGCUCCGAUGCCGCCAAGGUACGAGCUGCUGUAGAGAGGUACGCAGGUGCUGGAUCAGGCACAACAGGAUCGAGUCUGCCACCUGCGCAGACAGUGACACGGCCACCAGUCGAGAACGGCACCAACGGACUCAGCACGAAGAACCUAGCAUCAUAUGCGCCCGACGCCAACGACCCGAAGACAGCGCCAGAGUACAGCUCAGGCGAGCAGGAGACAAAUAAGGAGGAGUUGCACAAGCGCCUUAGCGAGCUCGUCAAAGCCGCGCCCGUUAUGCUCUUCAUGAAGGGUACACCGAGUGCACCGCAGUGCGGUUUCUCGAGGCAAACAGUCAGCGUGCUGCGCGAGAAGGGCGUACGAUAUGGUUUCUUCAACAUUUUGGCAGACGACGAGGUCAGACAGGGGCUCAAGGAAUUCGCAGACUGGCCGACUUUCCCCCAGCUCUGGGUAGAUGGCGAGCUUGUCGGUGGUUUGGAUAUCGUCAAGGAAGAAUUCGAAAACGACCCCGAGUUCCUGGCUCAAUACUCCGUCAACCAGCCAAAGCCAGCUUAGAAGGCUCGCUACGAGUGUAGAGAUUCGCAGAAGAGAAUCUGGAUCAAAGAAUCUUCAAGGAUGAAAGAUAAUAGCGAGGAAUGCGUCCCGAUCCCGUGGCAUCCUCAUCAAAGAAGGCUUUAUUCCGAUAAGACAACGUGCGUCACGUCGGAAUCUCGCUGGGGUGCUUAUCGCCCCAGAUGGAUAUAUUGGCGAUGCUGGACACCCUGUUUUGUUGAUCGGAGUACGGAAUGUGAACAGUACGGAGCCCUUGAGUUGAUUGAAACGACGAGCUAUCACUAAAUACCUUCUUAAAACUAUUUUCAACAAGCGCACAUGCAAACGAAAUUCCUGUUGAGCGUGCCCGUUUGUCAAGUUCAAAAGCCAUUCUUGACAUUAACAUUUCAACUGUGCUUGCUGCACAUACGACAUGCAAAUGUCUUCUCUCUCAAACACGCAUGCAUGAGACCUAAGCCAACCACACGGCCCUAUACUCCCUGAUGAAUUCAUCAAAG
This is a messenger RNA of Macroventuria anomochaeta, 1468 nucleotides long. RefSeq names its product glutaredoxin. The transcript is spliced from 2 exons. The record is from RefSeq and is a predicted model, not a curated record. Lineage: Eukaryota; Fungi; Ascomycota; Dothideomycetes; Pleosporales; Didymellaceae. Bases 138 to 974 code for a protein of 278 amino acids. Gene Ontology annotation, molecular function: 2 iron, 2 sulfur cluster binding.